GUGUGGCUGGAAAAGUGUAGGAAUCGUGAGGGGCACGUAAUAAGGUUUUCUGGCUGAGAGUACAGCGGCAGCAGCACUAUGGCUGAGUGUAGUAACAAAAGUAUAGCGCGCGUUCGCUCCUCUCCGCGCUUCUGGCUGUGCGGAAAAUGUUCACAUGAGGUGCUCUACUGAAAUCAGUUGAUAGACGAUAUUUCAACUGGACGGAAGUUGUGCGCUUCUCUCGGCGCGACGAACACUUCUUCACGUUCUCGUGCUGCGGCUGAAAACAAAACUGUGCGAACGAAGAGAGAGAGAGAGAGUGACGUUGGUGCGAAUGAUAAUUAAAUUAAAAUAAUUUUAAAGAGAGUUUUCGAGUGUGUGAAUUUUGCUUCCGCCCGCGAGAGAGAAAGAGAGAGAGAAGCGAAUUCCUCCUUGGGGAGCUUUUUUGCCUUCUUUCACACCACUUCUUCUUCAUGCUAUUUUUUUUUUCUCUUUGCGCCCAUUGUAACACCUUAAAAAGUGUGGAUGAAUAAUACUUUGUGGUAAAUACACCUUUGUGUUGUUUUCUCGCACCCUCUGGUGAGAAAGGGAGUCGCGCGCGCGAGGUGGAUGAGCAAAAAGGGGUUCAUUCGCGAGGGGGUGGCGAAAAAAGAGAGCGCGCGCGAGAAAAGUUGGUUCAACAAGGAUUUCAAGUGCGAGAGGAGAUGAAAAAUCAAAAGCUGGAUGAUUUUUCAAUAUAAAACCCGAGUUUUUCGCUACGAAAAGCCCAGUCAAAAGCACGACGCGAGACAAAGUGGAAACUCCGUGGAAUGUGCCGGGGUUUUUUUCCCUCCUCCUCCUUUCAACCCCCUCUCGAAAUUUGUGUGAAACAACCAAAGAUUGAUGUGUGAUAGCAUUGAAUUUGAGUGAAUUCGCCACAGGAAGGACACGAGAAAUACAUCCAGUCGCAGAGUUGUCUUUGUGGACAUGAAACCGCGAAUUUAAUACCAUUUAUUGAGGACUUUCACGGCAGAGUUGCAAGUGUAAAAUUUCUCUCGUGCCGCACAGAAGAAAUGUGACAAGUUUUUCUUCGGUGCGCGCGAUGGAAAGGGCUUCAAAAUAUGUUGAUGGAGCGCAAAUGUUGACUCAAUGAAACUUGUACAAGAGUGGAGAUCGUCUGUGUGCAGAUUAUAUUGAGCUUCGCGAGGGUUGGAAGAGACGAGCAGUGAGAGUUUUUGCCAAGGAGGAGGAAAAAAGCGCGCCCAGACUUUGCUGAGAGGCAUUUUUCCAGAAGAAGAAAGAGAGAAUCGAGCGCGGAAAAAAUGGAGAUUGCAACGUCAACGCCAAUGCUGCGCUCGUAUUCUGUGGAUGCACAGAAGCGCGACUGGGGCAAGAGACUCUCGCUGCGUGGGAGCCGAAGGACGCGCGAGGAUACAACAGUCAGGAAAACGGGAUUCACGCGGCGCGCGGCGUCCCUGAAGCAGACGCGCACGGCUCAAGUGUCGCUGGAGCUGCAAGUGCCGCCCACGUCGUGGGCGCCCAUGGUGAACAGCGGCGCGCUGAAGAAGUCCAACUGGGAGGUGAUUGAGCACUUCAACACGGGCCCCAAGGGCCGCGGCUCCGUGAGCAGCAGCCUCAUCGCCAUCGGCGUGACCAAGUGCAACCUGGACGACUCGCUGGGCUCCAAUUUCUCCGGCUCCACGUGCAACAGCCCAAUGGCGAACAGAGAAGUUAAUCAACGAUUAUUACCCGCGGACGAGUCGCGGGAUCAGGAAGCGCUGUGCCGGAGCGAGAGCGGCGCAAGGACGUCAUUCUGGUAUCGGCUGAACAAGCUGAUCAUCCAGAUGUGCAGCAGUCACCAGUUCAAGAAUCUGCAGGUGGAGAUGCUCUAUCAGCGCUACUUCCUGCGGAUGAAUCAGAGCAACACGACACACAUUGUCGGCCUCCUGUUGGCACUCGUGCUAAUUCUCUCCGUCAUCCACAUCUUCCUCGCCUUCACGCCCUGGAGCGGCGCGAUUGACACCGCGAGACUCAACAGCUCCGCCAUCGAUGACGCCAAGAUGAUGCUCGACAUCAUGGAUGCCGAGCAGAUUCAUGUAAUUGAUGGCAACACUCUCGGCGCCGCACACAAGAACCUCACAGAGAGCAGAGGAGUGUCGAUGAGGGAACAAUUGCACAGAUUCACAGUGUGGCUCGAGGACACAACGGUGGCAAAUAACAUCUCGAGCAACGAGACGUUGGGCGCAAGUUGGCACGAGGCGGGAAAGUUUGCCGAGCACUUGGGAAAUUCGUCUGACCAAUUCACCAGCAUUUUGCCAUCGAUUAUUACCCUAAUUGCCUGUGCUGUAGUUUACAUCUUUCUCCUUAUUGCUCUGUCGAAGCCUGCAAUCAAUGAGGUAUUUUUAGUGUUAGUGUCUUAUGCCAUUAUCGCAACGUUCUUCGCAAUUGAAGUGUGUCUCUCCUUAACCAAUUACUACAGAGCGGCGGAGGGCGUGAAUGGGAGCACGCUGAUCUUCGUCUACUUGACUUAUGCGAUGCUGCCGGUGCGGCUGCGAGAGGCCAUCGUUGGCGGCUGCUUCCUCACGGCCACGCACAUCAUCAUUGACGCCUGUGUGAGCGCUCGGGAGUGGCACCAGCUGGCGUCCAGCGCCGUGGCGCUGCUCUGCAUCAACCUGGCCGGCGCCUACACGCACUGGCCGCGCGAGAAGGCGCAGCGCAAGGCCUUCCUGGAGACCCGGCAGUGCAUCGAGGCGCGCCUGCGGACGCAGCGCGAGAAUCAGCAGCAGGAGCGCCUGCUGCUGUCCGUGCUGCCGCGCCACGUGGCGAUGGAGAUGAAGGACGACAUUGCCGGACAGCCGCGCGAGGCGCAAUUCCACAAGAUCUACAUCCAGCGCCACGACAACGUGUCCAUCCUGUUCGCCGACAUCUGUGGCUUCACCAGCCUCUCGGAUCAGUGCACGGCCGAGGAGCUGGUGCGGCUGCUCAACGAGCUCUUCGCGCGCUUCGACCGCCUGGCCGCGGAGCACCACUGCCUGCGGAUCAAGCUGCUCGGCGACUGCUACUACUGCGUCUCCGGGCUGCCCGAGGCGCGCCCGGACCACGCGCACUGCGCCGUGGAAAUGGGACUCGACAUGAUCGACGCCAUCGCGCUCGUGCGCGAGGUGAUGGCCGUGAACGUGAACAUGCGGGUGGGCAUUCACACCGGGCGCGUGCACUGCGGCGUGCUGGGCCUGAAGAAGUGGCAAUUCGACGUGUGGUCCAACGACGUGACGCUGGCCAACCACAUGGAGAGCGGCGGCAUUCCGGGGCGCGUGCACAUCACCAAGGAGACGCUCAAGUGCCUGGACGGCGACUACGAGGUGGAGGAGGGCCGCGGCUGCGAGCGCAACGCGUAUCUCAAGGACCACCAGAUCGAGACGUUCCUCAUCGUGCCCGGCGACACGUAUCAGCAGCACAAGCGGCCAAAUCACUCGUUCUCCAUGAACGGCAACAUCUCGAAGGAGCUGCGCAUGAUGGGCCACGGCUCGCAGAAGAACACGUCGUCCAAGUACGAUCGCCUGGGCUUCGCCGACGUGCACGAGAUCAAGGAUCCCGAGGACGAGGUGAAUGACUAUCUGAUGCGCGCCAUCGACGCGCGGAGCAUCGAUCGGCUGCGCUCUGAGCACUGCAAACAUGUCCUGCUGACGUUCAAGAAGGCGGAAAUUGAGCAGAAGUACGCCAAAGAACCAGAUCGAAUGCUCAACAUUUACUUCUACUGCACUGUGAUAAUGUUUUCUGGAAUGAUUCUCAUCCAAUGGUUGAUCUUUCCUUUAAACAUAUACAAUUACAUUGUGAUGAGCUUUUUAUGGAGUUUCCUGCUUCUACUUUGUGGUGCUGUCGUGGCCAAAGACUACAAAUGGUGUCUAGUACGUUUAAAGUUGUUAUCCCGGCGAAUUCACAAGCAACGAGUCAUUGCACAGAUUCUGUCUUUCCUUGUGGUUUUCAUCGUCAAGUGUUUGGCUUAUUCCACCGUUAUUAUUGUAAAGGACGAAUUUAUCUGCCUGAACGAGACAAUCUCGAAGGACAUCAAGACGGAUUGCGGAGCCACAACCAUAACUAAUACAUUUCUCCUCCUCACGAUAAUCUCAAUGGUGACUUGUGCAGUUCACCAGAUUCUCAAGAUUGUGCUCAAGAUGUUUCUGCUCGUGUCACUGGCGCUGAUCUACAUUGUCACCAGCUUCUCGCAGAGUGUUCAGCUGGAGGAGAUUCUGGGCCUGAACAUCUCCUCGUCCAUCGAGGAUUCGCUCUUCAUCGUGAUCUUCGUGGUGGCGCUGAUUUUCCACAGCCACCAAGUCGAGGCCACGUACAGGCUGGACUUCCUGUGGAAGCUGCAGGCGACGGAGGAGAAGGAGGACAUGGAGCACCUGCAGGCGUACAACAGAAAACUCCUGGCCAACAUCCUUCCCGUUCACGUGGCGGAACACUUUCUCAGUCGUGACAAGAAUAUUGAUGAGCUGUAUCACGAGCAGUGCGAGAGCGUGUGCGUCCUGUUCGCGUCCAUUCCCAACUUCUCGGAAUUCUACGUGGAGCUCGAGGCCAACAACGAGGGCGUCGAGUGUCUCAGGCUGCUCAAUGAGAUCAUCGCGGACUUCGAUGAGUUGCUCGGCGAGGAGAGAUUCAGGUACAUUGAGAAGAUCAAGAGCACCGGCGCGACGUACAUGGCGGCGUCAGGGCUGACGGCCAACACGUGCGACAUGGUGAACUAUCGCCACGUGACGGCCAUGGCGGACUACGCGCUGCGGCUGCUGGAGCAGAUCAACGAGGUGAACGAGCACAGCUUCAACAACUUCCGCAUGCGCAUCGGCAUCAACAUUGGGCCCGUGGUGGCGGGCGUGAUUGGGGCGCGCAAGCCGCAGUACGACAUCUGGGGCAACGCCGUGAACGUGGCGAGUCGGAUGGACUCCACGGGACUGCUGGAUCACAUCCAGGUGACGCAGGAGGUGUACCAGAUCCUGCAGCCGCGCGGCUAUCCGCUGGAGUGUCGCGGCAGCGUGAAUGUGAAGGGGAAGGGCUCGAUGGUGACGUACUUCCUCGUGGGCUCGGCCAGGGCGGAUCUGGUGACCUUCGCCACGCCCGAGGGCAUCAAGCAGCAGCAGAGCUCCAGCACGACCACGUCUGAGGAUGUGGAGAAGGCGGACAAGGCGCCAGCACAGACGGGAGACAACCCGACGGCGCUGCGCCGCAAGAGUCUCUGUCGACAGAACGACAUUGUGCCAUACUUCAGCAUCUCGCUGAGUCCCAGCGUGUCCACGGGCAGCUGCAUCAGUGGGAUUCAGCCGAGCAGCGACUCUGGCAAUGCCGCGGAGUCGAAGGUGCUGAAGACCGCGGCGGACUUCAAGGGACACCGGCAGAGGGUGGAGAAGAGCGCCAUGCAGGACUCGAUUGAGAGUCUGGAGAAGCUGCUGAAGAGCGACAUUGGACUGGCCAAUCUGGGCGCCGUGAAGAUUCCGCCGCGUCACAAUGAGGAGAACAUCGUGCCGCAGGACAACUGCCUGUCCACGUCCUCCGAGACCGUGAUCAACGUCACGGAGGCGCGAAGCGACGCGCCGAAGGUGCUGAAGAACUCACACUCAAUGUAUCCAAUUGCGGCGGAGAAGACGCGCGGCGACACGAUGAGCACCAGCAAGAGUCUCAAUUUAUUGCCAUUCAUUGAUGUCAAUAGUGUUAAAGUGGUCUUGGAAGACAUCACCAAUUGUCGAAAUUAAGGCUCUGGAGAGAGAGAGAUUGAGAGAAGAGCGCAGGAAAUUCCGUGGUGAUAUUCAUAUCAAUGGCGAUGCCAAUAAAUUCCCAAUUUGUCGCAUCGCCCAAAAGUCUGUAUAUUUUAGCUGUUAUAGUCGCUAGGAUAAGAGAAAACCCAAGUAUUAUGGAAUUCAGUGCGUCUGUGUGCAAGUUUUGUGUAAUAUUUACCACAUUGUGUAUCAUUGUGUAGCUCAAAACUCUGGCCGCCGGCGGCGGUGGAGUGCAUUGCGCGUCCUCCGGCGCCACCGGCACACAUUGAUUAGCUUAAUUGUCUCUCUGGCACACAAUAACACUGAGGCUGGCAAGGAUUUAUCGCAGGUAAUUCCAGUGAGUGAAGGCUCUUUGGCAAAAUGCGAAGGCAAUUAGAUUGAAAUUUCAUCUUUCUGAUUUUCUGCGCACUUUCGCAGAUAGUUUGUGGUUUUUCCACAUUUCCCUUAAGCUUCUUUCAUUUUCCCUUCAGCCAGGAUUUGUCUUAAUUAGCAAAAUGAGGCUCUUUUGCACCGAAUUGAAGAGCGAUUAUUGGGAAAUUUGGGAUUGAAUGUUGGAAAAUGAUCAAUAGAAAUGUUUUUGAUUAUUUUCUAUGGCAAAAAGGUCAAAUUUGUCACAAUUUCAAUGGGUUUUUGCCUUGGUUUUUGCGGUUUUUGCUUGAAAUAAAUCAAAAUUUGCUAUCUUCUUCAUUUUUUCUUUAAAUUUUCCUUAUAUUUCCUUCCGAAUUUAGCCAAAAAUACACAGAAAAUCAUUCUGAUGAUUAAUUGUGCUUCAAAUUGAUGCAUAUUUGUCUCAUUCUGUGGCGGAAAAAUGGAGAAAACCGCGAAAAUAUUGUAUUUUUCCAGCUCAAAAUGAUUAAAUUCUCAAACAAUUCCUUUUUAUAAGAGUUUAUGAAUCGAAAACCGCUUAUUUUACUCAUAAAAUGAGCGUCUUUUCCCGAGAUUAAUCAAUAUGUAGUUGCGUGUGAGUCACACGCAACUUUCCUAUACAAAAUCAAUUCUUUUAUUGCUUUUAUCAGAAGAAAUCAUCUGUAUUUUGAGCCGUGCGAAUUGAAUUCGUGUUUUAAUAUUUCAAACGUCAACAUAGAAAUAAUAAAAGGGAUUUUUCGCUCAGCAAAAAGCUGGGAAAAAUCAAUUUUCUGCCCACAUUUGAGGCUUGUUGAGCUCGCUUGAAGAGAAGCCUUAAUGGAAAGACCAUCUGAUUCCGCCAGUGAAUUAAUCGUGUUUCUGCUGUAUAAAGUCAAGCUUCUUAUUGUUUCAUAAAGACGAGAGAGAGAGAGAGAGUGAAUGGAUGGGGAAAAAAGUGAAUGAAGCAGAAUGUUUGCUCCACAAGUACACACUCGACGGUGAGCUGGAGCAUUUUGCGUUCUGUGUGCAAGAGUGGCUCUGCGCUCUCGAGGAAGUCGCAUUCACCGGGAGACUUUAUCAAUUUAUGGACAGAUGAAGCUCCAAUAUGUCUGUGAAAAGAAUGUCAAGUGUGUGAUGAAUUCUGAGAAACUGUAUAUGGAAAAAUUCGCUGCACAGCGUGAAGGAAAAAUCCCAGAAAAAGCAUCAGUGGAAAAGUGGGACCAUUUCUCUUCCAAAAAGAAUUGACGAAAAGAUUUGUUGUUGUCGUUGUUCAGCCUUCCCCAGAAAAAUAUAAUGAAAAAAAACCCUUCCAAGAUGUAAUUGCAAAACAGGGAAAUUCACUCAUAUAGAAUCAUUUUAACCACUGCACAAAAGAGUAAAAAAAUGUGUCGCAUAAUCAAAUGUGUGAGUAAAAUAUAGGCAAGAAGAAAAAAAAAACUGUUGGACUAAUCAAAAAAUAUCACACGUAUUUUCGUAAAGAAAAGGAAAGA
Messenger RNA from Phlebotomus argentipes, 7561 nucleotides. Its product is annotated as adenylate cyclase type 6. Gene Ontology annotation, molecular function: adenylate cyclase activity. Bases 1281 to 5702 code for a protein of 1473 amino acids. Gene Ontology annotation, biological process: adenylate cyclase-activating G protein-coupled receptor signaling pathway; adenylate cyclase-inhibiting G protein-coupled receptor signaling pathway; cAMP biosynthetic process. Gene Ontology annotation, cellular component: plasma membrane. Lineage: Eukaryota; Metazoa; Arthropoda; Insecta; Diptera; Psychodidae. The record is from RefSeq and is a predicted model, not a curated record. The transcript is spliced from 14 exons.